AUCAAGAGGAAGAGCUAUCUAGCAUCAGAUCAGCUAGCUAAAGUUUAGAUAGUUGAACAUCCUAGCACUAAUAUAAUCAUAUUUAAAUGUAGGCAGAGUAAAACAUGGUAGUUGAACUAUUUUUUUGAACUAAAAAACACCCCUCGUAUUUCUCUGCUUUAAGCUGGUAGUUUUUUUGGGGUUUUCUGGGACGCGAACCGAACAGCUAGUCAUCCAGCUAGCGUGGUGUUGCUAGCUCAGCUGUCAGCUGUUUGUUUAUGUUUCUGUAAACGUCCUUUCUUCCCUCUAAACACAUGAGUGUUUCACUGGUUGUCAUCCGUCUGGAAAUAGCCGACCAGUCCCCCUUUCCACAAGGGUUUCAAUACUCUGCUGUUGAAGGCAUGUCAGAGGAGGAGCUGCGGGAUAAAAGUCUCUGUUUAGCCAAACAUGCACUAAAUGGGAAGAGUGAGCUGGAGAGAACAGCCAUCCAGCACCAGCACAUGGGCAGCAGAGCCAUGGGAGACAUGGUGAUAGAAACCUAUGAAGCCAGCUCAGCAGGAGGUGAAGUAGGAAGCGGCGCUCCUCAGGAUGCACAGAGUGGAGCUGAGGAAGCCGGCGCCAGCCAGCAGACGGCUCCAGACUCGCCCUCCAAGCAGCUCCCUGAACAGAUCUCCUUCUUCAGCGGGAACCCGUCAGUGGAGAUCGUCCAUGGCAUCAUGCACCUGUACAAGACCAACAAAAUGACCUCCCUGACUGAGGAUGUGAGGCGCAGCGCCAUGGUGUGCAUCCUCACAGUCCCGGCCACCAUGACCAGCCAUGACCUCAUGAAGCUGAUGGCGCCAUUUAAUGAUGUCAUGGAGCACAUGAAGAUCAUCCGGGACUCCACUCCGAACCAGUACAUGGUUCUGAUUAAGUUCUCCUCCCAGGCAGACGCAGACAGUUUCUACACGGCCUGUAACGGACGCCAGUUCAACUCCAUUGAGGAAGCGGUGUGCCAGCUGGUCUAUGUGGAGCGAGCGGAGGUGAUCAAGUCCGAGGAUGGAGCCAGCCUGCCAGUGAUGGAGCUGACCGAGCUGCCUAAGUGCACCGUGUGCCUGGAGAGGAUGGACGAGUCUGUCAACGGCAUCCUCACCACCCUCUGCAACCAUAGCUUUCACAGCCAGUGUCUCCAGCGGUGGGAAGACGCCUCGUGUCCUGUGUGUCGCUACUGUCAGACACCAGAGCCGGUUGAAGAGAACAAAUGCUUUGAGUGUGGAGUUCAGGAGAACCUGUGGAUUUGUUUGAUCUGCGGGCACAUCGGCUGCGGUCGCUACGUCAGUCGGCAUGCCUACAAGCACUUUGAGGAAACGCAGCACACGUACGCCAUGCAGCUCACUAAUCACCGUGUGUGGGACUACGCAGGAGAUAACUAUGUGCACCGCCUGGUGGCCAGCAAGACUGAUGGGAAGAUGGUCCAGUUCGAGUGUGAAGGGGAGACCUGCCAAGAUGAGAAAAUAGAUGCCCUCCAGUUAGAGUACUCCUACCUGCUGACCAGUCAGCUGGAGUCUCAGAGGAUCUACUGGGAGAACAAGAUUGUUCAUCUGGAGAAAGAGACGGCCGAGGAGAUCAACAACAUGAAGGCGAAGUUCAAGGAGACCCUGGAGCGCUGUGAUAACCUGGAGCAGCGGUUAGGAGAAAUAAGCAAAGAGAAGCAGAGCUUAGAGAAGAAGUGCACUCAGCUCAACAGCCGCGUGGUGAAGCUGAGCCAGGAGCUGAAGGAGGAGCAGGAGAUGAACCGCUGUCUGAGAGCCAAUCAGGCGCAGCUGCAAGCUCAGCUGGCUGAGGAGGAGCGCAAAGGAAAGGAGAGCGCGGACCGAAAGGACGUGGUAAUAACCGAGCUCCAGGAGCAGCUCAGAGACGUGAUGUUCUAUCUGCAGACGCAGCAGAAGAUCGAACAGCUGUCCUCCGAAGCUCGCAGCGAAAUCCAAGACGGGCAGAUCAACAUCCCGGCCGGCCAGGCGGACGGCGCCCUGGGAUCUGAUGGAGCGGGCCCCUCCUCGGGUCGGGCCAGGAGAGGCCGCGGCAGGAAGAGGAAGUAGGCAGGGGCCCAAACCUGCAGGGAAAUUUUCCAAACCAUGACUGCGAGUCAUUGUGACUGUAUUUUAUGGCUUUGGGGCUUUUGACUCCUGAGGAUGACGGAGCAGCAGAAACGUUUUCAGCUAAAUAUUUGACCUUUAAGUAGCCUUCAGAGGGAAACCAAACAUCUGUGAUUUUAUUUGAUGAUUCCAUGUCGUAGUAAGGCUACCUUGGUUACAAAGUAUCUUCACUAUACAAGUUCAGAAGUUCAGUAAAAUUCAUUGUACAUUUUUUUUUGUAUCAAAGCCGGUCAGAUAAAGUCCUCUGAAGUCUAAAAAAAAUGAACAACUUCUCUAGAGAUUCAACAAAAGUUGAUGAAUUUUGCCUUUCUUUUUUUUUUAGACUAUAUUUAUUUAUUGCUCCUUAAGUUUUAGUAACUUUUUCUGUCGACUCUCUUCUGGAAGGUUGUGAAAUUUAGACAGAAAAACUGUUUUCUCACAGCAGAAUAAUUUUAGUGCAGCGUUUCCUAGAAUCAGGUGUUUUGGAGAUAUUUUUUUUUUUAUACCAUGCAGUUUCAUAUUGGUAUAUUCAGAAUAUUCAUUUAUCAGCUGACCAGACAUCCGCUACAUGUUUGGCUCAGGGUUAUUUUAACUCCCCUGACUUAGAGCAAUUCACCUCUGUUGUUUUUAAUUUCUACAUCAAACUCUACAUUUUUUUGUAAAUAUAAAAGACAUGUUUGUUUUGGUUUUUUUCAUUCUGCCC
This is a messenger RNA of Cyprinodon variegatus (sheepshead minnow), 2796 nucleotides long. RefSeq names its product BRCA1 associated protein (gene brap). The record is from RefSeq and is a predicted model, not a curated record. Gene Ontology annotation, cellular component: cytoplasm. Gene Ontology annotation, molecular function: ubiquitin protein ligase activity; nucleic acid binding; zinc ion binding. Lineage: Eukaryota; Metazoa; Chordata; Actinopteri; Cyprinodontiformes; Cyprinodontidae. The transcript has 13 exons. Gene Ontology annotation, biological process: Ras protein signal transduction; protein ubiquitination. Bases 294 to 2057 code for a protein of 587 amino acids.